This is a messenger RNA of Clonostachys rhizophaga, 741 nucleotides long. NCBI's taxonomy places the organism in Eukaryota, Fungi, Ascomycota, Sordariomycetes, Hypocreales, Bionectriaceae. The record is from the annotation of a GenBank genome assembly.
AUGGACCCGCGCCGUUUGCUCUCCACGCCAGCCUCGUCGUCCCCUGCCAACGACGACCACCAUCACGGCAGCGGCAGCACCGCGCGUGUGACGGAGAUCCGCUACGCCUACUGCGGCGGCGACCCGGUCAACCGCAUCGACCCGACGGGACGGUCGUGGUCGUGGCUCAACGACCACCCGCACCUCACGAUCGCAAUCGGUGUCGGGGUCGCCCUCGCAGUCGCCGUGCUGGGAGGCCUAGUGGUCGAAGCAGCGGUCGGCGCUUUAGCCGCGCUCCUACCGGCCACCGUGCCGACCGCGGUGGUGACCUUCGCGAGCCAGUUCAUCGUGGGCGCCGUCUCGGGCGCAGCGGGCGGGCUCGCGGGAAGUAUAGCCACAGGGGACCUCGACAGCUACACAUGGGGCACCGCAGGCCUAGACGCCCUAGAGAGUGGGCUGGGCAGCAUGGCGACCACCUCUGUCCAGCCGCACUUCAGGACGCUGUUCAACUCCAAGGGGGUACAGCGGGUUGUGAAGACCGGGAAGCUGCAGAGCUUCCUGAAGUGGGGAGACAGGAAGGGCAUCGGCGCGUUCGCUCAGGGCACCAGCAAGGGCAUUCCUGCAGCGGAGAAGCGACUAGGGAGCGUUCGGGUUUGGGGUGAUGAUAUGCUUGGAAAUGGCCAAGGUCUGGGCCGACCAGGUGAUGAUGAUGGAUCAGAAGGGCAAUGGGAGCAAAGUCGAGAAGUGCGGGCUGGCAUAUGA